AUGAAGUCCAUUGCAUUUCUACUGUUAGCAGUGCCGCUCUCCCUGGCCGACAACUGCCGACCAAACAUCCAAUACUGCGGCUACAACCUGCUUAAACGGGGAAACUACUAUGCCCAGAUCAACGACGCCCUGCGAGAUGCCAACCAACCCACAGAUGAAACACAUGUCGACCAAGGCCUGUUCUGGUGCACGGGGGGUGCCAACGGGGAGAUCACCUUUAUCUCGUUCUGUCAGUCUGGCUGUCAUGAUGGAGGGACUGGUCGGAGUGACUGGUGUAACUAG
Penicilliopsis zonata CBS 506.65 is the source of this 282-nucleotide messenger RNA. RefSeq lists its product as hypothetical. The coding region runs from base 1 to 282 and encodes 93 amino acids. The transcript has 2 exons. Lineage: Eukaryota; Fungi; Ascomycota; Eurotiomycetes; Eurotiales; Aspergillaceae. The record is from RefSeq and is a predicted model, not a curated record.